Messenger RNA from Exophiala bonariae, 681 nucleotides. RefSeq lists its product as uncharacterized. The record is from RefSeq and is a predicted model, not a curated record. The transcript has a single exon. Lineage: Eukaryota; Fungi; Ascomycota; Eurotiomycetes; Chaetothyriales; Herpotrichiellaceae. The coding region runs from base 1 to 681 and encodes 226 amino acids.
AUGUCUUUGAAGAAUAUGUCGGGCGAGCAGCAACCAUUUCUACAGUACUCGGAUGACUUAUUAUCCGUGGACGAGCAUGAGUCUGGUCACUCGGCACACCAUGGCAAGGCUUCGUGGUCGUCGUUCCUAUCACAUUUACUUGUCUUCCUUCUCACGUCUUCGGUCUGGCUUGCGAUAUCCUUGGCCAUACCAGCAAUAUCGAAUUCGAGGUCCGUCGGCACGGCAGACCAAGUCCAAAAUGUAACAUCCAAUGCCUGGGCUCUAGACUGUGGCGACUCGGUCGAGGAAGCCAAAGCCCUCGGCUGCAAAUACGAUGUCUUGCUCAACCAUUGGGUCCCUGCUCCCUGUGUGGACGACGAGUUUGUACAAGAGUAUCAAGAAGACGACAGUUGGGCGGCAUAUUACGACGAAGACAUGACACAUCAAAUCAUGACCAGCGACGAAAUGUCUGAGCUGGAUAUCUAUUAUACCUCAGUAAGGGACCACGUCAACCACUGUGCGAUGAUCUGGAAGAAACAAUUUUAUGUUCUCUUCGAGGAAAGAUCCGCCUUCGACAGCGUCAUUGUCACGCCGUAUCAUACAGAUCACUGUGCACAGUAUCUGUCAGACGUCACCGCACAGAACUUGACUUCGUCGACGAGAGUUGAGGUUGGAUUUGCGGGCUGUUGGAUGAAAGAGUGA